Messenger RNA from Pocillopora verrucosa, 2616 nucleotides. RefSeq names its product ubiquitin-like domain-containing CTD phosphatase 1. The record is from RefSeq and is a predicted model, not a curated record. Gene Ontology annotation, biological process: protein dephosphorylation. Gene Ontology annotation, molecular function: protein binding; protein serine/threonine phosphatase activity. Gene Ontology annotation, cellular component: nucleus. Lineage: Eukaryota; Metazoa; Cnidaria; Anthozoa; Scleractinia; Pocilloporidae.
AAAAUGGCAGCUUGUGAUGCAGUUUGUGUUACUAUAAAAUGGAGUGGAAAAGAAUAUUCUAUCGACAAAUUAUCGCCGACAGACACGGUCGGAUAUCUAAAAGAGGUGAUUAAGGAAAAAACCGGAGUUUUACCCGAAAGACAGAAACUGUUAGGUUUGAAAUAUAAAGGGAAAACUCCUGAUGAUGAUGUGCGCCUGAGCGCCUUAAAUUUGAAGUCUAACACAAAGAUUAUGAUGAUGGGAACAAGAGAAGAAAAAUUAGCUGAAGUGAUUUCUCCUUCCGAAGAGUUAUUGAACAAUCAAGUGAUAAAUGACUUUGACAUUGAGGAAGAAGAGAUCCAAAUAGAAAACAGAGAUGAGAAUCUUGCCAAAAUAGAUAAAAGAAUAUCAGACUAUAAAGUGGAAAUACGUAAUCCACCAAGAGCUGGAAAGAAGUUACUGGUACUUGAUGUUGAUUACACAAUAUUUGAUCACAGAUCAGUUGCAGAGACUGGUGUGGAACUUAUGAGACCAUAUCUUCAUGAUUUUCUCACUGCUGCCUAUGAGCAUUAUGACAUUGCUAUAUGGUCUGCCACUAGUAUGAAAUGGAUAGAGGCUAAAAUGAAAGAACUUGGUAUUUUUGACAAUCCAAAUUACAAGAUUUCCUUUCUUUUGGACAGUGGAGCAAUGAUUACUGUUCUGUCAACAAAAUAUGGGCUUAUUGAGACUAAGCCACUUGGUGUUAUAUGGGGAAAGUUUGAGGAAUACACAAGCAAAAACACCAUCAUGUUUGAUGAUCUCAGAAGAAACUUCCUCAUGAAUCCACAAAAUGGUUUGAAGAUCAGACCUUUUCGAGAAGCCCACAAAAAUAGACACAAAGACAGAGAACUGUUAAAAUUAACAAAGUACUUGAAGAAGAUUGCCAAACUAGAUGAUCUUAGUGAUUUAAACCACAAGCACUGGGAGAGCUACAAGCCAUGAUGAAUAAUUUUCAAUUUUGAUAUAAAUGAAGACAGUUGAUAUGAAGACAACUCCAGGAAGUCUAAAACAAGAAAAAAAAAUUCUGAUUAGCUUAAAGUUUUGUACAUAACUUUUACUUUGGAUGAAAGUUUUAAAAAUGGUGUUGUCUUUGUUCUCAACAAGCUUUGUAAUUGUACAUCAGCCACCAUGGGUAACUGGUGUUGUAAACUCCUCUGGAGGCUAACAUGUAGUUAUUUAUGCAUACCUUUUAUAGUCAACCUGAUGUUAAAUAUUGAUGGUUGUUGAUAUUAUUCCCAUCAGAGUUUAUUGGUCCAAAUAAUUCUCUCCAGAAUUUGUCAUCAGGUUUUAAAAGUAAUUGAGGCCUGGAGUUGAAAGCUCAAUUUUGCUUGUUACAUACAGGGUGUGUCUGUGGAGCUUUGCUCUCUUCAGAAAAUACAAUAACUGUCAAAUUUAUUAUUAUUAUUAUUCUAUUGUUAUUUAAUUGUUUUCUUAAAGUAAGCAAUUACUCCUAAGCCCUCUGUUUAUCAUAAGAAAUUACACAUACAUUAAUGAGUGAGUAGAAAAUAUCAUCAGGAAAAUGUCAUUCCCUACUACAUACUCUUGGUUACAUCCCUGCCUCUCUCUUGGUAACCCAAAAAAGAGGGACCAGUAUCAAGUGGUACUAGGGCACCAACAGUAAUGUUUUCAUCAAGUGCUGUAUGUGCACAAACCAUCUGUUAAAUAAUGCAAUUAAAAGACUACAAGGCAGUGGCCAAAGAUAGGUUCAAGAGAAGUAGCUACACUGAUUUGGUUCAGCAAUUGCCUGGUGACCACCAAGUUGAUAUGUUCCAAUCAAUGUAGCAGAGUGGGAAAGGGUAGUUGCCAUCAAAUGUUACAGAGAAGAAUUCCCACCUCUCACGUCCCCUUGAGAAAUUUUCUCUUUUUUAUUAAUAGCCGACCUCUGUGUGCAAGUGGAGAACUGUACUAUCACUUUUCCUUUUCUAAUAAAAUCCCACUCCUCCCAGUAAGAGGGCUCUUUUCAGUUAACAUUUCCUCCCACCCUUCCUAACAAACACUGUGUAUAUUCAGAGCAAUUUGGAAGAGGUGAUCUGUUCUUUCAAAAGAAAGGAAAUACUAAAUAUUUCAAGCAUUACACAGAUGUUUCAUUAAAAGCAGGUUAUAAGACCUCUUCCCACCUUCUGUUCAACUUUAAAGCUGGCUCUUGUGUUUGGGUUUUACCUUACAGCCCCUUUAUGAGCACAGCCUCCUAUUACGCCAUCAGCAUCCAUUAAAGGAAAAACUUUGUAAACCUCUGAUUAUACUUCAGUCUAUGCUGAAGGAGUGCUGUUAAACAAAUACCUUGUUUUGGUAUGCAUUGAAUAAUUGGCUGUAGAGUGGGAAAGAGUUGCAAAGGGGAAGGCAUAGUGAGGAGUAUGCAAGCAAUCAUUUGUAGGAAACAGUGCCACGUUAUUGAACUGCUUGCUUUCCCUGUUAAGGCUUACAUUGUUCUGCAAAUCCAAAAUGGCAGAACGGGCCAAGCAUGUUAAUAUAACUUGUACAAGUCUGUGGAGCUGACCACAGCAAAUUAUUUAAUUUAAUAGCACUGUAAGAAAACACCCAACAACACACACACUUGUCUUCUAGCUUGACUCAUUAUCUAUGGCAGUUACAUGUACA